Homo sapiens (human) is the source of this 1301-nucleotide messenger RNA. RefSeq names its product bradykinin receptor B1 (gene BDKRB1). The record is from RefSeq and is marked reviewed. Bases 221 to 1282 code for a protein of 353 amino acids. Gene Ontology annotation, cellular component: plasma membrane; membrane. Gene Ontology annotation, molecular function: peptide binding; G protein-coupled receptor activity; bradykinin receptor activity. Gene Ontology annotation, biological process: response to mechanical stimulus; cell migration; G protein-coupled receptor signaling pathway. The transcript has 3 exons. NCBI's taxonomy places the organism in Eukaryota, Metazoa, Chordata, Mammalia, Primates, Hominidae.
AGCACUUCCCAGAAGAGAAAACUCCUCCAAAAGCAGCUCUCACUAUCAGAAAACCCAACUACAGUUGUGAACGCCUUCAUUUUCUGCCUGAGGUCUCAGUCCGUCGGCCCAGACUGAAGUGCAGUGGCACAAUCAUAGCUCGCUGCAGCCUCGACCUUCCAGGCUUAAACGAUUCUCCCACCUCAGCCUCUCGAGUUGCUGGGACCACAGGUCACUGUGCAUGGCAUCAUCCUGGCCCCCUCUAGAGCUCCAAUCCUCCAACCAGAGCCAGCUCUUCCCUCAAAAUGCUACGGCCUGUGACAAUGCUCCAGAAGCCUGGGACCUGCUGCACAGAGUGCUGCCAACAUUUAUCAUCUCCAUCUGUUUCUUCGGCCUCCUAGGGAACCUUUUUGUCCUGUUGGUCUUCCUCCUGCCCCGGCGGCAACUGAACGUGGCAGAAAUCUACCUGGCCAACCUGGCAGCCUCUGAUCUGGUGUUUGUCUUGGGCUUGCCCUUCUGGGCAGAGAAUAUCUGGAACCAGUUUAACUGGCCUUUCGGAGCCCUCCUCUGCCGUGUCAUCAACGGGGUCAUCAAGGCCAAUUUGUUCAUCAGCAUCUUCCUGGUGGUGGCCAUCAGCCAGGACCGCUACCGCGUGCUGGUGCACCCUAUGGCCAGCCGGAGGCAGCAGCGGCGGAGGCAGGCCCGGGUCACCUGCGUGCUCAUCUGGGUUGUGGGGGGCCUCUUGAGCAUCCCCACAUUCCUGCUGCGAUCCAUCCAAGCCGUCCCAGAUCUGAACAUCACCGCCUGCAUCCUGCUCCUCCCCCAUGAGGCCUGGCACUUUGCAAGGAUUGUGGAGUUAAAUAUUCUGGGUUUCCUCCUACCACUGGCUGCGAUCGUCUUCUUCAACUACCACAUCCUGGCCUCCCUGCGAACGCGGGAGGAGGUCAGCAGGACAAGGUGCGGGGGCCGCAAGGAUAGCAAGACCACAGCGCUGAUCCUCACGCUCGUGGUUGCCUUCCUGGUCUGCUGGGCCCCUUACCACUUCUUUGCCUUCCUGGAAUUCUUAUUCCAGGUGCAAGCAGUCCGAGGCUGCUUUUGGGAGGACUUCAUUGACCUGGGCCUGCAAUUGGCCAACUUCUUUGCCUUCACUAACAGCUCCCUGAAUCCAGUAAUUUAUGUCUUUGUGGGCCGGCUCUUCAGGACCAAGGUCUGGGAACUUUAUAAACAAUGCACCCCUAAAAGUCUUGCUCCAAUAUCUUCAUCCCAUAGGAAAGAAAUCUUCCAACUUUUCUGGCGGAAUUAAAACAGCAUUGAACCAAGAA